AGAGAAACUAUAGAGCGCGGCCUGUAAGCGACUGAGGGAGAGAGUCCCACCACCACCCACUCCCACCUCCCCGGUUUUAGUUAGUGCAAGUCUCCGACACAAGCGCUCUUUUCUCUAGCUCUCGUCCGACAACUCCCGACGCAGUCUGUCUCCAUUCGUUGGCGCGUUGCAUGCCGAGACGUCGUCUUUAACAAACCAGCUAGGGGAAAAAAAAGUUUUUAUCAAGUCGGUGCUGUUUGCUGCGUGAUAACUCGAUCCAGUUCUUCCCUUUUUUUUUCCCCGCGCUCUCUCUACUACGUCAGUUGAUUAUUCUUCAUCGACUUUUGGACUUUUUCGACAAGUCGAGUUUUUUCACGUCGACGGCGGUCCCGCUUGUCGGAAACUUUGACUAUUCACGAAAAGCGUAAUUCAAACAACACACACAACAUGGCCGACAUCGAAACCUGUUCCCGGGAAGGCGUCUCCCUCGAUCAGAGUAGAGAGAGUCGUCCAUCGCCGACACCCCAAGAAGGGGAUCACGAUAGUGGCGUUGACGAGAGCACCCAAGCCAAGGAACCAGGCAGCCUGAACAGCACAUUACAGAAAACCAAUUCCAGAACAUCGGUGACUAGCAGUCUGAGCAAGAUUCCCACUAGAUCGGCUGAAUCCCCACCAACUCCAUCCAAAAUGGCGCAGAAAGUACCAAUGAACAAAGUGCAGGUGGGUUUUGCUCCUUCUCCAAACCUGAAGACUGUGCACUCCAAAAUCGGUUCUUUGGCCAACGCCAACUACAAGCCAGGUGGUGGCCAUGUCAAAAUCGAAUCAAAGAAGAUUCAGAUUGAAGCCAAACCACGCAUCGGGGCUCGUAACGAAAACUACACACCUUCAGGUGGUGAUGUCAAGAUCCAAUCCGUAAAGUUGCAAUGGAACGCCAGACCUAAAAUUGGCUCGUUGGAAAACGCUACGCACAAGCCGGGCGGUGGCAAUGUCAAAAUCGAGAGCAAGAAAGUUCAGGUCGAAGCUAAAUCGAGAAUCGGAUCGUUGCAGAAUGCCAACCACAAGCCAGGAGGUGGUGACAAGAAGAUUGAGUCUCGGAAACUCGAGUACAAUGCCAAAUCCAAGGUGGGAUCCAUCCUGAAUAUGAAACACGUUCCUGGAGGAGGAAAUGUCAAGAUUUUUGACGACAAGGAAUAUUUAAAGCAACGUGGUGAUAGCCGAUUGAGCAAAGCAUCGUCCUCCAAAGCCAGCUCAGAAGGACGAGCAUCCAUUACACAGAGUCCCGAGCCAUCGUUCUUACAGCCGUCGGAUAAUUCCCAACACGAGCACCUGAAUCAGUGAAUGCCGCACGCCUCGUUAUUGCGCAAUCCUCCAAAAUCUUGCAUCACCGUCACGCCACAUUUUACACUCAAAAACCAUCAAAAAAGAAUUAAAAAAAAAAGACAAAUUUGCAUUGACAUAUAAUUGAUAAGACACGUUCACACUCCCCAAACACCUUUUUUUUCAUUAGCCCCCCAUCUCCCACCUUUCCUCCUCCUGGAAAAUAGGACUAAGUCAAUUUUGAUAAACAAAUGAAAAUCUUUUUUUUAAAUACGCAAUCACACAAGAUCCUCCAUUCUAAAUAUUAAACCCAUACCCGUUCAACCGGAUUGUGAGCUUCCAUUCGAAAAAAGAAUUUGAAAAUGAAAAGUUAAAAAUUGAAACACUUCCACAUCCGUCUCCCAUUUUAAAGCCCGUUGUUCAAUUCUCUUUUCUCUAUAUUUCUUCCUCUCCAAGAUAUGAUGGAUUACCGUAUUACAUACAGUAUUUGAUGUUGACUACACCCAAAAUCUCUAUACGUUAUUUGACAUCUUCUCUAUCUCUCAAUUUACGUCUCCUUAUUACUCCCAAUUACUACUACAUCUGAUUUUUUUAAAUAUUGAUGAUACAUAAAAAAAAGAAAAAAAGAACAAAAAGAUUAUUCUUGUUUCCGCUUGACACGUAUAUAUACUGUCCCAGAUUUUAUAAGAAAUUUCGGUCAAAGUAUCGGACUGUAUGCGCUGGUGUAUUAUGAUUGGACGGCUAUAUUUUCCAUCGCCCCUUGCCAUUCUUCUUGAUUACUCUAUUCUUGUCGCUUUUGCGACGGUGACGAUGACUUCCAGCUGGACAGGGUGUGUUGUUUCUCAUGGACGACAAUAGUAGUAGUAUGUCCCGUCACAUAUUCUACUAGACAUGUUGGUUUGUUGGGACACACAAACACACACAGAGAGACACGAGGGAGGGGUUUUAGCUUUUGAAAUAACAUUUCCUCCUGCUACUAUAUACUUUUUCCUCGUCAACCUCCGCGCCCGCCCACAACUUCCACCGCCACCCCCAUUGUAUGAUGAUGAUAUGAAAACACGACACAAACACACAAUCGCUGCCACAUCAAGACUCUGAAAUUUUCGUGUUUCAGUAUAAACAAAAAAGAAGGCUACUACAUAAAACAUAUACUUAUUAUACAUAUAUACAAACAAAAAAGGACGAUUCCUUUCCACCUUUCUCUCUCUCUCUCCCAUCUUCCCCGCUGGAUUUAUUAUUUUUGACAUUUUUGUUUGGUUCUUUUUAUUUUUAUUUUCGCGUCAAUGUUCAAUACACCAGUCCUUGUGUUGA
Molecule: messenger RNA, 2607 nt
Organism: Daphnia pulex (common water flea)
Lineage: Eukaryota; Metazoa; Arthropoda; Branchiopoda; Diplostraca; Daphniidae
Gene: tau
Product: microtubule-associated protein 4-like
Exons: 7
Coding region: 427-1317 (296 amino acids)
Biological process (GO): microtubule cytoskeleton organization; neuron projection development
Cellular component (GO): neuron projection
Molecular function (GO): microtubule binding
Source: RefSeq, a predicted model, not a curated record